AAUGUUAAUUAAUUUUAUGGUUUGUCAGCACUUGCCGCUGCUGUCAAAACCAUCUGUUCGUAUUUUGUAAAUUGGCGCUUAUAACGUAUAAUUGGUUGUUCGUAAAGGUUCAUACGUGAGAAAUAAAACUUAUGUUCAUAUUUUUUAAUAGUAGUUAUUUUUGCUCGUUUCUUUACAACGUUAAUGGUUUAUCUAUGGUUAAUGGUUAACAGUUAAAUCGUAUUCAUAAAGUAAAUUUGGACCGGCUACUCAAACUAACCUCAACGUGCUGCCGAUUCGACACCACUCAUUUGCAAAAUAUUUAAUGAAUGAACCUGGUUUGAAUAACAAGAUGUCAUUAAUAGUGGAAUGCAAAAAGCUGUGCUUGCGCCGCUGUAUGUUGGCGUUGUUUUACAGCAUAGCCAUGCAAUAUCUGCUACUUGGCUUCUUCCUUUUCUUCAUCAACUUUCAUGUUCUGCAUCCUUUGAAUUGGAUAAGCGGCACAAUACGUGUGCUAUUUUCGUUCUAUACUUGGUUUAGCAUUUUACCCCUGAUUGGUUCCGUCGUCUUAUAUAGCAUAUUGUUGGGAAAAUCAUUUCUCGCUGUGAAACAUUACUAUCCAACACGCUUCCAAUGGCUCAUCUACACAGCGCCACGAAAAGUACUGUUCUUUAUUUUACAUUUACUUGUUGGUUACUUAACCGCAUGGCUUUAUACUAGUUUUUUGCACGUAGAUUACCGUAAUAUUAUAUGCGAAUGCUUUGGCACAAAAUGCAUCAAUAGCCGUUAUUUAUUCUUAAUUUGUGUUGGGUUUUUCGCUUCUUGUUUGCAUUUCACUAGAGAGAAUUUACGUACUGAUCCCGAAUUGGAAUUCCCCAUAAUUCAGGAGUUAAUGUUAAUUCGAAUUCGUUCUCUUGUUUAUCGAACCUUAUACAAUUCAUUUUUGAAAUCCUUCUCGCCUACAAUAUGUUUUGCACUAGCUUACUGGCUAAUUGCCGGCAUAAUAAAUCGUUAUUUUGCUGGCGUUUUCGCGUUGGAUGUUGAUGAAACUACGUUAUCAUUUAUUUCUAUCGCUGUAAAUAUCCGUCUUUUGUUCUAUGCUUGGAUCCUGACGGCGCAAAUUUUAAGUAAUAUGCAUCUGAUGCAUCGUUUCUUCGUCAUACAUCUUUCGGAGGAAGUUGCUUUUAUUAUUGAACGCAAGCCAGUGUUGUGUGGCACUGGCCUAGAAGAAAUAACCUUAGUGGAUGCGCUAAACUCGUCAUUAGUGCCAGUGGUGCAGAAUUUGGGCGCACGCGAUCUGUAUAAUUUGUCAAGCAACAAAAUGGAUAACAGGCGCAAAGAAAUCUUUGCACUCUCAGUACCAGGUGCCCAUCCAUACAAUUGGAAUCAGCUUUCUUCACAGUGCUUAUGUCUUAUUAACGCCUUUACUGAGGAAUUAGCUGCAUCUCUGAAAAAGAUUUCAGUUGUUAAAACAGCGCCACUAUUUUCCACAAUCAAACCCACCACCGCCACCGAAGCUGCUGAAAAAAUUUUGCUACGCCAAUAUAACGAGACCUAUGGCAUUAGACGCAUGAUGACCGAAACUAGUCAAGAAAAUGCUGAGACGGUAAAGAAGAUGUCACCGGCUUGCAAGCGUAUACAUGAUCAAGUUGAAAAAAUAAAGAAACAAUUUGAGGAGACUUUGCGUGCCGCCUUUCGUACGAUUCCCGGUCUGUAUUACAUGUUUGGUGAACCAGAAGGCGCUAAAACUGCUUACUUACUCUCUAAUUCGGAAACGAUUUUGUGGAUAGUGCAAGGUUUGGCCAGUGUAUGUACAGCUUCACUGAUGGAAGACAAAUAUGGUGUGGUACAAAUUACUCUACCACAAGUAAUCAAGUCAUUGUUGACACUCAAAACUGAAUUGGAUAAACUGAAUAAUGUUAAUUUGAAUGGCAGAAAAAUGGAUCGCAAUUUCAUCACGCUGAAAAACGGCGUAAAACGUAGCUUAUACAAUAUAUGCACAGUUUUCAGCGACUAUUUGCGUGAAAUCGUGGAUAGCUCGGAAGAUUUGCGGAAGCUACAGUGCUAUGUGCACUACGUGGAAACGUAAGCAGGAAUACGUGACUUAUGCUAAAUUAUUCAAUGAGCUGACUGUUUGUAAAUUAAGUUUAUUUAAACACUUAGAAUGUAAUGUUUUAUAUAAAUGUACGUUUUUCUAAAUAAUUAAAUUUUAAGUCAACAAAAUUCUGUGCGAAAUAAAGUUAAGUUUUCCUAUGCAUUGAGAAUUAAAAUUAUACUAAAACUAUUAACUAAUAAAUAUGAUAGAUUUUAUUAAAUUAAA
Molecule: messenger RNA, 2299 nt
Organism: Bactrocera oleae (olive fruit fly)
Lineage: Eukaryota; Metazoa; Arthropoda; Insecta; Diptera; Tephritidae
Gene: Ndc1
Product: Nuclear division cycle 1
Biological process (GO): nuclear pore organization
Cellular component (GO): nuclear pore transmembrane ring
Molecular function (GO): protein-macromolecule adaptor activity
Source: RefSeq, a predicted model, not a curated record